Messenger RNA from Ailuropoda melanoleuca (giant panda), 3425 nucleotides. RefSeq names its product proprotein convertase subtilisin/kexin type 6 (gene PCSK6). The record is from RefSeq and is a predicted model, not a curated record. Gene Ontology annotation, cellular component: cell surface; membrane. The coding region runs from base 110 to 2866 and encodes 918 amino acids. NCBI's taxonomy places the organism in Eukaryota, Metazoa, Chordata, Mammalia, Carnivora, Ursidae. Gene Ontology annotation, molecular function: serine-type endopeptidase activity. Gene Ontology annotation, biological process: peptide hormone processing. The transcript is spliced from 22 exons.
AACAUCUGGUAGAAACAGUGUUGAGUGAGCGUGGGGGCAGGGCAGUGGGAAUUUGCCGGUCAUUCCAGGGGAGGGAGAGCGGGUGGCAGCCCAGCCACGUCAGGUCCUCAUGGAUCGCCCAGCUCAUGAAGAGCAGCCACUAAGCCCGGUGAGAGCCGGUGUGCAGCCAUUGCGUUGUGAGUCGCCAGAAAAAUUGCUGGAUCCUUCUGCUGCUGUCAAGGGAACGUGUCAUCUUGAGUAUCUGUCGGUGAAGAUUGGAAACCUGGAAGAUUACUACCAUUUUUACCAUAGCAAAACCUUUAAAAGAUCGACCUUGAGUAGCAGAGGCCCUCAUACCUUCCUCAGAAUGGAGCCCCAGGUGAAAUGGCUCCAGCAACAAGAAGUUAAACGCAGGGUGAAGAGACAGGUGCGAAGCGACCCUCAGGCCCUCUAUUUCAACGACCCCAUCUGGUCCAACAUGUGGUACAUGCAUUGCAGUGACAAGAACAGCCGCUGCCGAUCAGAAAUGAACGUCCAGGCAGCGUGGAAGAAGGGCUACACUGGGAAAAACGUGGUGGUCACCAUCCUUGAUGAUGGCAUAGAGCGGAAUCACCCCGACCUGGCCCCAAACUACGAUUCCUACGCAAGCUAUGAUGUCAACGGAAAUGAUUAUGACCCGUCUCCACGCUAUGAUGCCAGCAAUGAAAAUAAACAUGGUACUCGUUGCGCCGGAGAGGUCGCCGCUUCAGCCAACAAUUCAUACUGUAUCGUGGGCAUAGCAUACAAUGCCAAAAUAGGAGGCAUCCGCAUGCUGGACGGCGACGUGACGGAUGUGGUUGAAGCCAAGUCGCUGGGCAUCAGACCCAACUACAUCGACAUUUACAGCGCCAGCUGGGGGCCAGAUGACGACGGGAAGACGGUGGACGGGCCUGGCCGACUGGCUAAGCAGGCCUUCGAGUAUGGCAUUAAAAAGGGUCGGCAGGGCCUGGGCUCCAUUUUCGUCUGGGCAUCGGGGAACGGCGGGAGAGAGGGGGACCACUGCUCCUGCGAUGGCUACACCAACAGCAUCUACACCAUCUCCGUGAGCAGCACCACCGAGAACGGUUACAAGCCGUGGUACCUGGAGGAGUGUGCGUCCACACUGGCCACGACCUACAGCAGCGGCGCCUUUUAUGAGCGGAAAAUCGUCACCACGGAUCUGCGGCAGCGCUGCACGGAUGGCCACACUGGGACCUCGGUUUCAGCCCCCAUGGUGGCGGGCAUCAUCGCCUUGGCUUUAGAAGCAAAUAACCAGUUAACCUGGAGGGACGUCCAGCACCUGCUGGUGAAGACAUCCAGGCCGGCACAUCUGAAAGCCAAUGAUUGGAAAGUCAACGGUGCAGGUCAUAAAGUCAGCCAUCUCUAUGGAUUCGGCCUGGUGGACGCAGAAGCCCUGGUCAUGGAGGCGAAGAAGUGGACGGCAGUGCCCGCCCAGCACAUGUGUGUCGCCACCACAGACAAGAGACCCAGGAGCAUCCCCGUGGUGCAGACGCUUCGGACCACCGCCCUGACCACUGCCUGUGCCGACCACUCAGACCAGCGGGUGGGCUACCUGGAGCACGUAGUGGCUCACAUCUCUAUUUCCCACCCACGCCGGGGAGACCUCCAGAUCCACCUCAUUUCUCCCUCGGGAACCAAGUCUCAACUCCUGGCAAAGAGAUUGCUGGAUCAUUCCAAUGAAGGGUUUACGAACUGGGAAUUCAUGACUGUGCACUGCUGGGGAGAGAAAGCCGAAGGGGAGUGGACCUUGGAAAUCCAAGACAUGCCAUCCCAGGUCCGCAACCCAGAGAAGCAAGGGAAAUUGAAGGAAUGGAGCCUCAUCUUGUACGGCACUGCCGAGCACCCAUACAACACCUUCAGCUCCCAUCAGUCGCGCUCUCGGAUGCUGGAGCUCUCAGCCCCCGUGUUGGAGCCACCCAAGGCUGCUCUGUCACCGUCCCAGACGGAGGCUCCUGAGGACGAGGAGGACUACACAGCUCCUCCCACCCACGGCUCUCCUAAUAUUUUACAGACCAGUCUGUGCCAUCCGGAGUGUGGUGACAAGGGCUGUGACGGCCCCAAAGCAGACCAGUGCUUGAACUGUGUCCACUUCAGCUUGGGGAGUGUCAAGACCAGCAGGAAGUGCGUGAGCGUGUGCCCUCUGGGCUACUUUGGGGACACAGCAGCAAGACGCUGUCGCCGGUGCUACAAGGGGUGUGAGACCUGCUCGGGCAGGAGCCCAGCCCAGUGCCUGUCCUGCCGCCGCGGGUUCUAUCACCAUCAGGAGAUGAACACUUGUGUGACAUUCUGUCCCGCUGGAUUUUAUGCUGAUGAAAGUCAGAAAACUUGCCUUAAAUGCCACCCAAGCUGUAAAAAGUGCGUUGAUGAACCAGAAAAAUGCACUGUCUGUAAAGAAGGAUUCAGCUUUGCACGGGGCAGCUGCAUUCCAGACUGUGAACCAGGCACCUUCUUCGAUUCUGAGCUCAUCAAAUGUGGGGAAUGCCAUCACACCUGCCAAACCUGUGUGGGGCCCAGCAGAGAAGAAUGUAUUCACUGUGCGGCAAACUUCCACUUCCAAGACUGGAAAUGCGUGCCGGCCUGUGGUGAAGGUUUCUAUCCAGAGGAGAUGCCGGGCUUGCCCCACAAAGUGUGCCGAAGGUGUGACGAGAGCUGCCUGAGCUGCGAAGGCUCCAGCAGGAACUGCAGCAGGUGUAAGACGGGCUUCACGCUGCUGGGGAGCACGUGCAUCACCAACCACACGUGCAGCAAUGCCGACGAGACAUUCUGUGAGAUGGUGAAGUCCAACCGGCUCUGUGAACGGAAGCUGUUUAUUCAGUUUUGCUGCCGCACGUGCCUCCUGGCUGGGUAGGGGCACCCGGCUGACUGCAGAGGGCGGGGCCUCUCCUGUCCGUCUGUCCCUCUGCCUUUUCUCCAGACUGUCAGCCAGAGCCUGUUGCAGGGGUGCCCCACAUCUGACAGCUUUAUCUCCCCGGGAGCAAGGUCCUUCUGCGGCAUCUCUGAGCACCCAGCCCAGAUGGGUGGUGGGCCUCAAGGUGUUCCUCAAACAGUGAUAGCCUCUCGAACUCUGCUUGCUGGCUCCGUUCCUCUGGCAGACCGCAGCAGGAACAGCAGGAAUUCCGGGAAUCCACAGCUCCGACUUGGGAGCAGCUUCUGGGACCAUACGUUUACUGAAAUCUUCAAGACCAAAGCAGAAAGGCAAGAUGCUUGGCCUCACACAUCCCUCUCCUCCCUGUGCUUUUGUUCAGCCUCCAUGAAUCUCACCCACCAGGCCCAGGCCGUCUCCCCACGUGGGAUGCCCGGCUGGGUGCACACCUGCUCCCCCACCUGCCACAGAGCGGUCUGGGGAUGGUUUGGUCAGACCGUAAAUAAAACAGAGUUGGGGCGUAAAAUAUAUGACCACUGGGGAU